UAUCUGGCGGAGCGUAAGAUCAACUCAGUAUCUCCUCAAAGUUGAGUUUGCAUUUGCCCAAUUAGAUAAAUCAUCUCACCAUCUCAUAACAUCUAUAUCUGUAAUUAAAAUUUUGUUCAACGUCGAUAAAUUCGACAGGUAAAGGUAAUUUCAUCGCGUACGUCUCUGAUAACAUUGCUUUUACAAAUGACAGUAAAAUGGAAAGGUGACGUUUGAACUAAAAAAAAACGAAUUAAGCCUAAGGAAAUUGUGUCAAUGAUAGAACUGAUAACAGCAGUCAUUGAAAAGGCUCCCCUACAUAAGGUACUCAGCUUGUCUAAAACUGUCUCUCGCGUUAGCAGGGGAAAGAAUGAAUCCAACGGCCGGAUUAAGUUUGGAGGAGAGAAAUUCUUCCAUUUCUUCAGAUCAGUGCUUUGUCUUGCCAGAUCCAAGCUUUAACACAGUAAUGGAUCGUCACACGACGAACCUUGUCACAGCCAUUAUAAACGGCUUAUGUUCACCUUUCGCCGUUGUCGCCAAUUUCCUAGUAGUGUUUGUGAUCGCACGAAACGGCGGCCUUCACUCGCCGUCCAACCUUCUUUUGGCCAGCUUGGCAUCCUCUGACUUCUUGGUCGGUCUUCUGGUACAACCAUGCUACAUUGUGUUCCGCUUACAGGAAAACAUUUUGCAUUUUGUGCCCUGUCUGUUUAGAGUGAUUUAUUCCGAAAGCUUCUGGGUGUGUUAUGGAGUGUCGUUUCUGACACUAAGCGCCAUCAGUUUUGAACGCUAUAUUGCGCUGCGCCUACAUCUUCGCUACAAAGAGCUGGUUACUACACAGCGCGUUUUAAAGCUGGUUGUCAGCCUCUGGGUUUUGGAAAUUACUCUGACUUCCUUGGAAUGGAUCUGGAAAAGUGGGCAUUUGCGGAAAAUUCACGCUUUCCUCUUACUUAUCUGUCUCUUGGCCACCUUUGGCACACAUAUCAAAAUAUUUUGGAUUCUCCGUCGACAUCAGCGUCAAAUAAACAGCUUCAGUCACAUGCCACCAAAGAGGAAUCUUCAGCGCCAAACAAGACUCGCAGUGAAUGUUUCGUACAUCGUUGUAAUCUACAUAACCUGCAACAUCCCAGUAUUACUCAUCAUGGCGUAUCUUUUCGCUGGAGGACAUCUCGACAAUUUUAAUAUUUGCAGCUGGACUGAAACUAUAGCGUUUUUUAAUUCGUCGAUUAAUCCUGUCAUCUGUUGUUGGAGGAACAGAGGGAUACGAAAAGCCGUCUCAGCGAAGAUCGUUUGUUUGAAUAAAACAUUGACUAAAAUGGAACUUGGCAAUACAUCCGUUGCGACGAAGGGCAAUAAAAUGAGAUUGUCAGCUUAUGUCAUCCAGAGGAAAUGAAGGUGAAGAACUCAAUUAAAAAGUUGAGAGAUAUUACGAGUUUUGCUG
Pocillopora damicornis (cauliflower coral) is the source of this 1417-nucleotide messenger RNA. Its product is annotated as histamine H2 receptor-like. NCBI's taxonomy places the organism in Eukaryota, Metazoa, Cnidaria, Anthozoa, Scleractinia, Pocilloporidae. The record is from RefSeq and is a predicted model, not a curated record.